This is a messenger RNA of Westerdykella ornata, 1037 nucleotides long. RefSeq names its product electron transfer flavo protein beta-subunit. The record is from RefSeq and is a predicted model, not a curated record. Gene Ontology annotation, molecular function: electron transfer activity. Gene Ontology annotation, cellular component: cytosol. Bases 143 to 931 code for a protein of 262 amino acids. NCBI's taxonomy places the organism in Eukaryota, Fungi, Ascomycota, Dothideomycetes, Pleosporales, Sporormiaceae. The transcript is spliced from 2 exons.
GACAACUCUCCACCUCGAAUUCUUGGCAACCCGAACUUCAAGCUUCAAACCAUCUUGUUGAACUUCUAAUCCCGGAUUCUUCGACCGCUUUUUUGAUCCAGCGUCGUUCGCUUUUGGAAGACCGGCGAGAAAGUUUAGCAGGAUGUCGGGACUGAGGAUAUUGGUGCCCGUCAAGCGGGUCAUUGACUAUGCGGUCAAACCGCGCGUCAACCGCGCGCAAACCGCCAUCGAGACGGCAAACGUCAAGCACAGCAUGAACCCCUUCGACGAGCUCUCGAUCGAGGAAGCGGUCCGGCUGCGCGAGCGCAAGGUGCCCGUCGAGGAAAUCGUCGCCUUCACGGCCGGCCCCGCCAAAGCGCAGGAUAUCCUGCGCACGGCCAUGGCCAUGGGGGCGGACCGGGGCAUCCACGUGCAAAUCGAUGAGAGUAACAAUAAGGACUCCUCUCCUGCUGCGCUGGAGCCGCUCGGCGUCGCAAAGUUGCUCAAAAAGGUCGUCGAGGAGCAGAAGAGCAACCUUGUGAUCCUGGGCAAGCAGGCGAUCGACGAUGAUGCGGGGCAGACGGGGCAAAUGUUAGCCGGGUUGAUGGGCUGGGCGCAGGCGACGCAGGCUUCCAAGGUGGAGAUCGAGGGGGACACGGUGACGGUGACCAAGGAGGUGGAUGGGGGCGUGGAGAAGGUGCGGGCCAAGUUGCCCAUGGUGAUUACGACGGAUCUGCGGCUCAAUGAGCCGCGGUAUGCGAGUCUGCCCAAUAUCAUGAAGGCGAAGAAGAAGCCGUUGGAGAAGAGGUCGUUGGCGGAUUUUGGCGACGUCGAUGUGGCGCCGAGGUUGAGGACGGUGAGGGUGACGGAGCCGCCGCCCAGGAAGGGGGGUGUCAAGGUGGAGGAUGUGGAUGGCAUGAUUGCUAAGUUGAAGGAGUUGGGGGCUUUGUAAGGGGUUGGAGCAUAGAGUCUGAAGGGAAUUGGCAGGUGAGCCGUGCUCUGUAUAUAGUGUUUGGAUUCGGAAUAGACAGGUCGAAGACAUGAGCUGGAUUGGAAGA